AUGUUGAGGACGGAGGAAAAGGGUCAGGUCGCGGCGGAGAGGAUAAAGGCACAAGCUCUAUCUCAGGCGAAGGGUCUCGGCAGGGCUCAAGCCGAACGCGCCGCCGCCGCCGCCGUUCGCAACGUGAAUGCCUAUGGUCAGAAAGAAGAAGGUCCCAGCAGAUGGCAGGAAAGGAAGGAAGCCAAGCGUCAGAUGUACUUAAUGAGCACGGAGAAGGCGGUGACUCUGGGGCAGAGGAAAGAUCUUAGGUCCUCCGCUGCAUCUGCGAGUGGCACUGCUGGCCAGUGCCAGAGGUGCCUCCAGGCAGGUCACUGGACGUAUGAGUGUAAGAACGAGGCACUCUACAUAUCUCGCCCCUCGAGGUCCCAGCAGCUGAAGAACCCUAGUCUCAUGAUGAAGCCCUCUACGCAUUACGAAAUGCAUAAUCCUGACGAACGAAAAAUAAAUGCGGAAAAGGGGGAUGAGAAGGGCAGGAAGAAAGGCAGUACAAAGAGCAGUAAGAAGGGCAAGAGGAAACACUCGUCAGGGCCGGAUUCGGGAAGCAGCAUCAGUGAAGCUUCAGUUUUUGAGACGGACAGUGCGUCUUCAGUUACAGAAUCAGAUUAUUCUUCAUCUGGGGGCAGUUCUAUCUCCACAUCCUCCGAUUCAGAGGAUGAAAGGAAGCGGAGAAAUAGGAGGAAGAAUAAGAAACAGAAAAGGAGACAUCGAAGGAGGAUGUCCUCCUCUGACUCUUCUGAUUCGGAAUCAGUUACAGACAAUGAUUCCGAUGACAGCCAUAGCCAAAGGAAGAGUAGAAAACACACCAAAAGGCAUUGA
Spirodela intermedia is the source of this 816-nucleotide messenger RNA. The record is from the annotation of a GenBank genome assembly. NCBI's taxonomy places the organism in Eukaryota, Viridiplantae, Streptophyta, Magnoliopsida, Alismatales, Araceae.